UACUUAUAAGACAAGUGUGUUGUCUCGGUACUGAAGUAGUAACAUGUGAAAAAAUGUAACUUAAGACGCCACGUAAGAUGAAUUUCAGCUGGUACCCUUCAAGUGUCCAAAGAUGCAGGACAAUAAAAAUUUAAAAUGAUCCGAAUAGUUACAUCACAGUUAUAAGAUGUGUAUGUAUUUUACUAAAUCGGGUGAAAAGUAAACGCAAGAACAUCCAAAACCUUUUUUGCCCCAUUACUCCACAGCAUGGCUUAAGUCGCCAUGGCGGGCAGGCGAGCUCUGAAGGCUGUGCUCAUCGACCUCAGUGGAACUUUACAUAUAGAGGACACCGCGGUGCCGGGAGCACAGGACGCCCUAAACAGGUUGCGGCAAGCUUCUGUCGCUAUAAAGUUUGUGACCAACACAACCAAAGAAUGCAAGAGAAACUUACUGGAGCGACUGAAACGCCUCAAUUUUGACCUGACGGAAAAGGAGCUCUUCACGUCUCUGAGUGCUGCGAGAAGCUUGUUAGAGCAGAAACAACUCAGGCCGAUGCUGCUGGUGGAGGACAGCGCACUGGAAGACUUCACUGGUGUUGUGACAUCAGAGCCAAAUGCUGUCGUGAUUGGACUCGCUCCAAACCACUUCAGCUACCAAACACUCAACAGGGCUUUCAGAAUGAUUCUAGAGGGAGCUCCCAUCAUUGCGAUCCAUAAGGCUCGCUACUACAAACGUAAAGAUGGUUUGGCCCUCGGCCCCGGGCCCUUUGUGGCAGGACUGGAAUAUGCUACAGACUGUAAAGCAACUGUUGUUGGAAAGCCUGAAAAAACAUUUUUUGCACAAGCUCUGUCUGAUUUAGGAUGUAGCCCGAGUGAUGCUGUCAUGAUUGGAGAUGAUGCCAGAGAUGAUGUAUGUGGGGCUCAGAAUGCAGGAAUGUUGGGAAUUCUGGUCAGAACUGGUAAAUACAGAGAAGGAGAUGAAAAUAAAAUUGACCCGCCUCCUCAUCUGACAUGCAACAGCUUCACAGAUGCUGUUGACCACAUCCUGCAAAACCUGCUCUAAGCUACAGUCAACUCAUUUCACUCCUGGUACCUUUCAUUUGCACGAUAGAAAGCUAUGUGAGUUAUCAGUGUUGGAUUCAAAUAACAGUGAAAAAAAUAAUAGGAACAACUGAAUCAUCUUUUCCAUGUGUGAGUUCAGACAAGAAAAAAAAAAAAAAAAAACUUCUGCAGUCAAACCAUGACAAAUGUUUUGGUACAUCAGGAAAAAUUCAAUUAAAUCUAGAGUGGACAAAAAAUUCCAUCACUGUCCUUUUUCCAUUUUCUCUUUAUUUCAAGCCAUUAGUAAAUGUGCAGCCAGCUUAUAAACAGUGGUAUGGGAUCAGAGGAUCAUUUUUAUAUUUGUUCAGGGGGUUUACAUUUCUAUAUAAUUCAAAGAAGCUUUGUACUUUGAUUCUUUUUCCCAAUUGAACUUUUUAAUAUAUUGUUUUUGAACACUAUUAAAACCUGUACAACUCCAACUUACAGUGAAAUGGCACAAAUAUGCAAUGCUUGGGGGAAAAAAAGCAGUGCUUGUAAAAUCAUUUCUCCAUAUGCCCUCUAAGUGUAACUGCAGGGAGUGGGUUUUGGAUUUCUCUUUAUUCUUCCUUUAGCCCCCCGUGUCUGUGGGAGCAUCAAACAGACAUGUACUCUCUCUCCCAGGCUGUGUACUUGUCCAUCAGGUUUCGGGCAGAUGGUUUGGUGUGCCCGAUUACUUCCAUAAAAUCAGCUGUCGUUACAGUUUCCAGCUGGAUGUCAGACAUAUCGCCUGUUUCUGUAAAAAGGAAUCGGGAGAGGGAGCUGAAAUGUUGUAGGAGUCUCCAUCCAUAAGAUUUGGUGUGUGUGUGUGGGUGUGUUUUAUCUUACCAUCCCGAUGCGACUCCAGAACAUCAAAGACCUUGCGAACUGGUCUCAUAGCAGCCUCCUUACACACCAAUCUGAUAUCAGACCCAGAGUAUCCCUCAGUUUCCUGUUAAAACACACACACAGGAAUGCAAUGAUUUAUACACUGGUGUCGUGUCUUAAAAUAUAACAUGAAGAGAAAACAAUUGCAGAAUUUGAAAUAUAAAGUUUAUGUCAGUUUGAGACAUAGUAGAACCUAAAAACUUACCUUUGCCAGCAUUUUAUAGUCCAACACAGUUGUUAGCUCCACCCCUCCGAUGGAGCUGAGAGAAGGAAGCCAAUGAGAGAUCAUAACUUGCCGAGCGAGUGAGGAGGGAAGACUCACUAGAAUCCUCUUCUCUAACCUCCUCAGCAUUGCGUGGUCCAGUUCCCUGAAAGAAAAACAACAUUUGGUACAAAUCAACGAUUGCUACAUGCAAUGGUCACACAAACAUGCUGCCAUUAUGAAAAUGAAU
Messenger RNA from Cololabis saira (Pacific saury), 2374 nucleotides. It is a transcript of the gene hdhd2, whose product is annotated as haloacid dehalogenase-like hydrolase domain containing 2. NCBI's taxonomy places the organism in Eukaryota, Metazoa, Chordata, Actinopteri, Beloniformes, Belonidae. Gene Ontology annotation, molecular function: phosphatase activity. The transcript has 9 exons. Gene Ontology annotation, biological process: dephosphorylation. The record is from RefSeq and is a predicted model, not a curated record. The coding region runs from base 262 to 1041 and encodes 259 amino acids.